GGCGCUUGUGCUUUAGAGAGGCUCCGGGUGUGGAUGUGCUGUCGUUGCCCCUGCCGGGAUCUUUGUGCUGAGGUACCGGAGUUUUGUCAGCAACUACCACUGCUCCGUAGUUGCGUUCCCCAACGCUGAACUAUUGUUUCCUCUUAACGGAAGUCCCGCCGCAGCCUAGACCUGCGCCAAACCCAGUGACUGCUGGACAUGUGCGGCACAUGUUGCCGGUUGCAGACAGCGUGUGCUGCCUAAAGGACAACCGUACAUUCACUGCGGAAAAUGAGUCUUAUUAAACUGAGCAUCGCAAUUGUAGUUGGACAAGCACCACGUAAAUUUGGAACUGUGGUCUAAUUCCAUCGACCUGUAAAAUGCACUUUAUAUUUGUCAAUUUGCUACGUGAGCUGUAGACUGCAUUUGCUUGCGUAAUAAUAAUCAGUUGCAACCGGAUCAUCCCAACUUUGGUCAUAAGGAUAAACUAGAGUUCUCCAUAGGUGCAGAGGAGUGGUCGAAUUAUUUAACAUCAUGACGUUGAUAGACGGAGUAAAUAGAAACAAACUGAUCCCGCUGGGAGAAGGGUCAAGUGCCAGGGAUGUGGAAUGGUGAAAUGGAUCAAAAGUAAAAUAUGAAAAGACUUUUAUAUAGUGAAUGGCGGGUAUCCGAAUACACCACCUGGGUAAAAGUGAAGGCAGAUUCAAUUGCAUCGUUCGAAAGGGAUUUCAGAAGAUGUUUUCAACGCCUUACUGUCCCCAUGUCGGCCGUGGAGAAUACGCUGAUGUAUAUGAUCCAGCAGAGGAUACCUUCCUAUUAAUGGAUGCCUUAGAAAAAGAUGUGAAAGAAAUACAGCAGCUCUGUCCCAGUAUUUGCCUUGAGGUUGGAACGGGAUCUGGUGUUGUCUCGGUAUUCCUAGCUUCCAUGAUUGGGCCUACCUCAUUUUAUCUCUGUACAGAUAUUAACUGCUUGGCUGCUGCUUGUGCACAAGAAAGUGCCUGGAAAAAUGGGGUGAAUAUCCAGCCAAUCAUUACUGAUCUGGUCACUGGACUGCUGCCACGACUACAAAAUCAAGUUGAUGUGCUGGUAUUUAAUCCACCUUAUGUUGCAACUCCCUCAGAAGAAGUUGGUAGCCAUGGUAUAGAGGCAUCUUGGGCUGGUGGAGAAAGAGGUCGUGAAGUCAUGGAUCGCUUUUUUCCUCAGGUCUCAAGCCUCCUCUCCAGUCAGGGAAUCUUUUAUUUGGUGACAGUUCAGGAAAAUGAUCCAGAGGAAGUAAUAGAAUCAUUGAAAAGUUUUAAUUUGAAAGGGACUGUGUUUAUUUCAAGGCAAGCUGGGAGAGAGCGACUAUCAGUACUCAAAUUUCGGAAAGCCUGAUUGUUGAGUUCUAGUACUCCGCUUUCAUCAAAACCACAAGAAGCCAUCAUCCUAUACCGGAAAGAAAUGGACAGUCCGACCUACUGCUUACCUUAUGACUGCCGAGGGAAUUAUGAACACAAGCAUCUAAGUGCUGUAAUCCAAUUAAAAUUCAGCUGAAUGCCCAGAACAAUUUCCAAGGAAAACUGGAGAUAGUUCAGUACUAACAUGAGUUGUUGAAACUGCCCCUCAGAAGACUUAUAACCUGGAGGCAUUUUUGAAUGCAGGUUUUGAAGAUCAAUGACUUGAUUAUAUUAUGCCAAAAAUUGCUUAAGGCAAAGCAAAUGAAAGUGUAUGUGGUAACUUGCAAUUACAGAAAGCCCGUUCUACAAGCAAAUUAAUUUGAACAGCAACAGUAAAGAAAAACAAGGCAAACUGCAAUCAAGUCAUGCUGAAAGGAAUAGUGUGAUGUGGGAAGAUCUGAAAUCAAAUAACAAAAGUUAAAGCAAUUGUACUAAAUGUAUUUUAAAUCCUGAAGUAUGGUCUUGAACCACAUUCUGUCUGAAAUGAUUUUCUGUGCAUUUUUAAGGUAAUAUGACGAAUGGGGAUUUUAUGAAAAAUGAAUAUUUUGUUAAUCCAUUAUUUGCGUACAAUUGAUCAAUAAUGAAAAUAAAUGAUUUAAAUAGGA
Molecule: messenger RNA, 2020 nt
Organism: Mobula hypostoma (lesser devil ray)
Lineage: Eukaryota; Metazoa; Chordata; Chondrichthyes; Myliobatiformes; Myliobatidae
Gene: hemk2
Product: N-6 adenine-specific DNA methyltransferase 1
Exons: 7
Coding region: 637-1353 (238 amino acids)
Biological process (GO): methylation
Cellular component (GO): eRF1 methyltransferase complex
Molecular function (GO): S-adenosylmethionine-dependent methyltransferase activity; protein methyltransferase activity; nucleic acid binding
Source: RefSeq, a predicted model, not a curated record